AUGUCAGAUCAAUAUUCCGAAAAGAACGACAGCAAAGCAGUCUCCAACAAUGACGCCGAGGUACCGAUUGAGGGCGAUGUCUACAAUGUGACCGAUCACGGUGCAGACUCCCAGCUGAAGCGCCAGCUGGGAUCUCGCCAUAUCAGUAUGAUUGGUCUCGCUUCCUCUAUUGGCAUGGGUCUUUGGCUGGGAUCAGGAACCUCGUUGAUGCAUGCCGGACCCGCUGGUAUUUUUAUUGGCUACCUGUUGUCUGGAAGUGUCAUUUGGAGUGUCAGCCACAGUAUUGGAGAAAUGUCAAUUCUGUACCCCCUUCCCAGUGCGUUCGUGCAAUGGACCAAUAUCUUCGUCGAUAAAUCUGCCGGUUUUGCUCUGGGCUGGGCUUACUGGCUGUCCUUCUGGAUCACAAUCGCCAAUGAACUACAAGGUGCCGUGACCGUUAUCAAUUUCUGGACAGACGCCGUCCCUGUAGCUGCUUGGAUUACUAUUUUCUGGCUUAUCAUCAUCGGGGUGAACGUCGGUGCGGUGAAAUGGUUUGCGGAGAUUGAGGUUGUCGCUGCCACUAUCAAGUUCGGCUUCAUCUUUAUCGUUAUCAUUUCUGGUAUUGUGCUGUCCGCUGGUGGUGGCCCCAAAGGUGGUUAUCCAGCCCGACCAGGAGGCACUAUGGGCUUCCAGUUCUGGAACGAGAUGCCUUUCAUCAAUGGAUUCAAGGGAUUCCUUUCCGUCAUGCCAACGUGUAUCUUUGCGCUAUCCGGGUCCGAGAAUGCCGGUCUCGUCGCUGCUGAGACGAAUAACCCUCUUCGAUCGGUUCCCAAGGCAGUGAAGUCAAUGUGGGUCCGGUUGAGUCUCUUCUACAUUCUCGGUAGCUUGAUCGUCACUAUCAACGUUAGCCCCAAGGACUCCAAUCUGUUUGGCGGAUCCGGCACCAAUGCCAGUCCCUUUGUUAUCAUGUACAGAAAUGACGGAGUGGCACCACUGGCUCACAUCAUGAACGCUGUCAUUCUUGUCUCGGUGCUCUCCACUGGUGGUAUCUCUGGGUACGGCGGAUCUCGCAUCCUGGUCGGUCUGUCGCAGCUCGGCAUGGCUCCAAAGGUAUUCCAGAACACCGAUAGCUGGGGUCGUCCGUGGUGGGGCCUUGCCCCUACCCUCAUCAUUGGAGGAGGCCUGUCGUACCUCAACGUCAGCAACAGCGGUUCAACCGUAUUCGGCUGGUUCUCCAACUUGACAUCCCUGUUCACUCUCUUCGGCUGGGGCAUGAUUUGCCUAUCGCACAUCCGCAUGCGCCUCGCUUGGAAAGCCCAGGGUCGUUCUGUCGCCGAGCUUCCAUGGAAAUCAUGGGCCUUCCCCUGGGCUGCCUACUGGGGUCUUUUCUGGUGCUGCCUGCUCAUCGUCGUAGAGUUUUAUCUGGCUGUGUGGCCGCUUGGUGACAAGCCUAGUGCGAAGAACUUCUUCGCGAACUACCUUUCCGUGGUGGCUAUUGUGAUCCUCUACAUUGGAGCAAAGAUCUACUACCGUGGCAGACGAUGGAACAACAUUCUUGAUAUUGAUCUUGAUGGUUCAAGAAGAUUUUACGCUCCCAAGGAUGAGGAGGGUCGUGAGAGCUUCGUUAAGAAGUGGCUCAAGUUCCCUACUAAGCACUAA
This is a messenger RNA of Penicillium odoratum, 1638 nucleotides long. RefSeq names its product putative amino acid transporter. Lineage: Eukaryota; Fungi; Ascomycota; Eurotiomycetes; Eurotiales; Aspergillaceae. Gene Ontology annotation, molecular function: amino acid transmembrane transporter activity. The transcript has 3 exons. The record is from RefSeq and is a predicted model, not a curated record. Gene Ontology annotation, biological process: amino acid transmembrane transport. Gene Ontology annotation, cellular component: membrane. The coding region runs from base 1 to 1638 and encodes 545 amino acids.